Messenger RNA from Gavialis gangeticus (Gharial), 2833 nucleotides. RefSeq names its product WD repeat domain 43 (gene WDR43). Bases 1 to 1782 code for a protein of 593 amino acids. Gene Ontology annotation, cellular component: nucleolus. The record is from RefSeq and is a predicted model, not a curated record. The transcript is spliced from 18 exons. Lineage: Eukaryota; Metazoa; Chordata; Crocodylia; Gavialidae. Gene Ontology annotation, biological process: maturation of SSU-rRNA from tricistronic rRNA transcript (SSU-rRNA, 5.8S rRNA, LSU-rRNA). Gene Ontology annotation, molecular function: protein binding.
AUGUUGUAUUAUUCUGGAGUAUUUCCAGAGGGGCCUCAGAGGAAAAAAAGAAAAUCUGAAGCUGCAGAAGCAGGUGAACAGUUGGAUCUGUUAGCGAUUGGUACAGCAGUUGGCAGUAUUUUAUUAUACAGCACAGUAAAAGGAGACUUACAGAGCAAACUAGAUGGUGGUCAUGACAAUAAAAUAAACUGUAUACGGUGGCACCAGGACAAUGGUUGCUUGUAUAGCUGUUCUGAGGACAAACACAUUGUGGAGUGGAACACACAAACCUGCAAAGUUAAGUGCAAAUGGAAAGGUGACAAUAGCAGCGUCAGUUCACUGUGCAUCAGUCCAGAUGGGAAGAUGUUACUUUCAGCUGGUCGAACCAUCAAACUGUGGGACCUGGAGACCAAAGAAGUCUACAGACAUUUCACAGGCCAUGCAACAGCAGUUUCAUCGCUAAUGUUCACAACUGUACGACCUCCAAAUGAAAAUCAACCUUUUGAUGGAAUUACUGGGCUGUAUUUCUUGUCUGGAGCAGUACAUGACCGGUUACUAAGUGUAUGGCAGAUCAGGUCAGAUAGGAAAGAAAAGAAUGCUGUAAUGUCUUUCACAGUUACAGACGAACCAAUUUUCAUUGACCUGACAGUGUCAGAAAGCAAAGAAGAGCCAGUGAAGUUAGCAGUUGUAUGCAGAGAUGGACAGCUGCAUUUAUUUGAACACAUUUUAAAUGGGUACUGCAAAAAGCCCUUAACAUCAAACUGCACUAUCCAGAUAGCCAUGCCUGGAAAUGACAGUGACUCCACACCAAAACCAGUCCCUAUCCUAGCAGCUGCGUUUUGCUCAGACAAGCAGUCAUUGAUGAUCGUUUAUGGAAACACCUUACAGCCUAUUAUUGAAAGAGUGUCCUUGAGCACCACUGAAUCCCAUGUAUGUUUGGUAAGGGACAUUCAGAAGACAUUGGUGCUUAAAACGGAAAUGGCUGUGACAAAGGUAAAAACACCUGUUGUGAACUCAGAAGCCAAAGUUCUAGUGCCUGGAGUCCCAGGACAUAGUGCAGCUAUCAAACCCCUGUCCUCUGGGACAGAGAAGGCGAAAAAGAAAAGGAAACCAGGAGGCAAAGAGGCUAGCAUCGAAGACCGCCUGGGUGCAAUGGAUAUCGAUGCAAUGAAAGUAAAAACACAAGGUGGCCUUCCACAAACUGACAGCUUUGCAGUGCUUUUGGUUCAGGGUUUGGAAAGCAAUGAUCCUGACAUCUUAAAUAAAGUGCUACAAACGAGGAAGGAAGCUUUAGUAAAGAAUACAGUAGCCAGGAUACCUGUACAUGCUGUCAUUCCACUGUUGCACGAGCUUACAAAGAGAUUGCAAGGCCACCCAUACAGUGCCUCACAAAUGGUUCGAUGGCUAAAGACUAUCUUCUCUAUACAUGCAUCCUACCUUUCCACAUUGCCAGACUUGGUUCCUCAGCUGGGGAUGCUGUACCAGUUAAUGGAGAGCAGAGUAAAAACCUUGCAGAAGCUCUCUCGUCUCCAUGGGAAACUCUAUCUUCUUAUCACCCAGAUUGCAGCACUAGAAAAAAUUCAGGAUGUAAGUGAUGUUAAUCAGACUGCAAAGCUUGUGUAUGAGGAAGAAUCUUCAGAGGAAGGCUCGGAAGAUGAGAUGAUUGCUGAUAAAGAUUCAGAUGACAACUGGGAAGAAGAUGAAGAAAAAGAGGAACAAUCAGAAGAACAAGAAAUGGCUGUUGAUAAAGAAAUUAAUGGUGACUCUGAUUUGGACCCAGAAAAUGAAAGUGAAGAAGAAUAACAGAUCUUUAAAGAAAAAAAGAAAAGAUCCCUAGUAAAUCAAGUGGGCCACCCGAACUCUUAAGUUCUGGAUCAUUUUGCUGAAAGUUGCCGUAGUUACACAGGCCAGGCCUGAGCCUGCACUCUGUUAUGUGCAGAGGCACAUCUGGGUACUGUGCACUUUUGAAUCCAGAAUGUUUGACCACGCCAGCCUUCUCUCGCCCUGUGUCCCUGAGCUUAUAUGAAACAUUUCUUCCACCUCCUGGUCAGAUUAAGCCCAUCACAUGGACAUGCAUUUGUAUCUCAAGUGAAAUAAACCUGCCACCGCCGUUUGUGUGGUAAACUUGUUUCCGGUUUACAUUAAAUUUGUUUUAGAUAUUAAAGGAUCAAAGACCAAUCUAUACCUUCUUUUCUUGCUUCAGUUAGCAAUAGCAAGUGGGCAUCCUGCUACAUUUUUUUCAAAAAAAGAAAAAAAUAUUUUUGUAAUAUUUAAAUUCACAAUUGAAUUUAUUCAUUCCCCCUCUUCCCCCCUGCAUAGGUUCACCGUGGCUGUGGCAAUGUCUAAUGGCCAGCCUGGUUUAACCUGCUAUUUUGUUUCUUUUCUUUUAAACAAAAUUGGACUCAAGACUUUUAUAUGUAUAAAUCCAAAGACUUUUCUUGUGCUUUGGAAGGACAUCAGAACUAUCACUGGUUCCUAAUUUUGUUUUAAUUGAGCCUGUAUAUAAGUUUAAUGCUGACCCCAGGGAAGGACUCUGUCUUGAAAGGGUGGGGAGGAGAAAACAAAUUAAAAAAAAAAAAGGGGUGGGGGGUAGAGGGGGGGCAAAUGCUUGUGAAUAUGUAACGCAAAGCGUAUACAUUUAUUAAGGAUUUUUAAUCUCAGUGGCAGAACAAGGAUUGCUAUUUGCUCAGCUAUUGGAAGCUGAAGUGGUAUAAACAUUUUUAAGAGCAAGGUAUCAUACAGGUUGGAGCCAUUCACCAGUAUAAUGUACAGUAUAUUUGUCUAUAAAUGGAGCUGUUGCAACUAAAUACCGCCUUCUUUGUAAAGUGAAUAAAUAUACAUCUCCUUUACCAAA